AAUAAUGUGAAAUAGAUUAGUUUGUAGCUGUGAAGCCCACUGGGUGAAAUGCUAUAAUAAUAAUGUAGCUAUUUUAAAUUCCUUGAAGAGUAGACUAAUAUUCAUGAUUACCCAACUAAAGAAAAAAAUGUCCAAUCUCAGGCUGAUAGGUCAGAUCUAGAAAUAUGUGGAUGCUGCCAUCUUGUGGUGGAAGAAUCAUCUUUCCUUUAAUGUAUGUUUCAUUAUACUCCCAGUGUUAACUAGAGGUAAUGUGAAUAUGAUUACUGUGGAAUACAAGUCACAGCAGGUUUCAAAUAUUUAGACCUCAAGAUACAGUAUAAUAUGUAAAAACAAAAAAAAGUGUUUAAAAACUUAGGUUGUCAUGUCAAACCAUACUGUUCCUUUAUGAACACAGUCUCAGUUGCCUCAGCUCACAGCUACCUCCCAGUUUAUUUUCCUCAGCAACUCCCAGCACAAACAAACAAGCAUUAAUGCAGGACGAGUCGGGCGAGCACUGACUGACUAGAGUGUGAGUUCAGCAGCAGCAAGACGUGUGGGGCUCUCACUGCAGCCAUGACUGUAAGUAUGAUCUCUUUCCUACAGAAAACAAAAUUAUGGUCUCAGGUAUGUUGACUUAUCCAAAUUCACAGGGACUGUAAUGAAGUUGUUACAGAGCAGGAAGCGCACUGCUUAGCAACGUGUAGAGUGUUGUGUAAAUAUAAUGAGGUGUGUUUGAGCUUGUUCCUGAACAUCAGGCCACAUUUAACUAAAUAUUAAGCAAGUAUGACUUCAAGAUGUGUUUUUCCUCUUCCUACCAGGAAGCCUUUGAAAAAGCAGUAGAGGAGGCCAGGGUACUGAAACAAAGACCAGGCCAAGGAGAGAUAUCUGAACUAUAUGGUUUAUAUAAGCAAGCCACAGUUGGUGAUAUUGACAUAGAGCGUCCAGGGAUAUUUGACUUCACAGGAAGAGCAAAAUGGGAUGCAUGGAAUGCAAAGAAAGGUCUGUCCAAAGAUGAGGCGAUGGCAUCCUAUGUUGAUUUGGUGGAGAAGCUAAAGGCCAAAUAUGGAAUCUAGCACCUGUUUCUGAAAAACGCUAUAGUGUUUAAAUUGUCACUCAGGAGGCAGCACUUUGCAGAGACAGUGCUGUUGCCACUGUGUGUGAGUUGGCGCUGCAGAUAGCUGCCUCGGUCCUGUACCGGAGGCAGAUUCCUUGUGUGUAACAUACAGUACUUGGCCAAUAAAAGUGAGUAAACCUAAAAUUUUCUUCUCAGUAGAAACUGCAAAUUGAAGGAUCUUGUUUAGAAGUGAUUUAUAUGGUAACUUUGUUACUGUGCAAGUCAUAAUUGGUUAACAUUUUAGAGAACAAUGCACUUUUGAGUGCAAAAGCUAAAACUACACAGCCAAACUAGCCAUUUUCCUCUGCCUCCACUUUUUCUGCUAAGCUAAGCUAAUUACCUGCUGGCUCUAGCUUCUUGUUUAGUGAACACACAUGAAAAUGUUAUCAGUAACUUGAAAGCGAAUAAGUAUUUUUUGCACAAAAUGUUGAAACCAUUUCUUUUUGUGCAGACCGUUUAUAUUUCCUAUAUAAAAGUGAUUAAACACAAAGGAUCUGUAUACAGGACUGAUGAUCAUAAAUAAAGACUUGUCCUUUGGGCUUCCAA
Molecule: messenger RNA, 1639 nt
Organism: Monopterus albus (swamp eel)
Lineage: Eukaryota; Metazoa; Chordata; Actinopteri; Synbranchiformes; Synbranchidae
Product: acyl-CoA-binding protein-like
Exons: 3
Coding region: 774-1052 (92 amino acids)
Biological process (GO): fatty acid metabolic process
Molecular function (GO): fatty-acyl-CoA binding
Source: RefSeq, a predicted model, not a curated record